UACUUUAUUGUCAUUUUUAUUGUUAAUUUGACACGAAUGUGUAUUACCUUUUGUACAUAAACGAACAGUUUUACAUUGUUGUUGUGUAUUUGUUUCAAGUAACAUACAAAGGCAGUGUUAAUAUUAUUUCUAUGUGAUCAAAUAUAAAUUUUACAUAUUUAUUUGUUUAACUAAAUUUUUAAUGAUAAUGGGAGUCUCCAAAUUUCUAUUAUAUCUUACUAUCAUGGCUUCAUAUGUUAGUGCUCAAGACUUGAUCGGAACGAGUAAUAUCCACGUAGAUAUGCCGGGAGAACAUGGUAAUCCGUUUGACAAUCACCCAGUUGUACACAGAGAAUCGCAUCACAUCGGACAUAAUCCUGGUUCAUCAAUUGGUAACGUCCACGUAGAUUUACCAGGAGAACACGGCAAUCAUAUUAACAAUCAUCCAGUUGUUCAUAAAGAGUCGGAUCACUUUGGACAUAUACCUAAUGUACCAAUUGAUAACAUUCACGUAGAUUUACCGGGACAACAUGGCAAUCCGUUUGAUAGUCAUCCCGUUGUCCAUCGAGAAUCGAACCAUCACGGCCAUAUUCCUGAUGCACCAACUAUUAAGGUCCAUGUAGAUUUACCGGGCCAACAUGGUAAUCAGAUCAAUCAUCCAAUUGUUCAUAAAGAGCCAGGAUACGUUGGUUCUAACCCGGGUGUGCUGAUUGGCAGUGUUCAUAUUGACAUGCCGGGACAGCAUGGUAAUCCAAUAAAUGGUGUUCCAGUUGUCCAUAAAGAAGAAAUUCCUAUCGGACCUAAUCCCGGAAAACACGUAGGAAACGUCCAUAUAGAUAUACACGGAAAUCCUGUCAAUGGUAUUCCAAUGGUACAUAGACACCCUGGUCACCCUGGGGAAGUUUUAGGUCAUAAGAACCACCAUUUACAUUCUGAUAUUCAUAUUGAUGCUCCAGGACAACACGGGAACGCACUGAAUGAGCCGGCAUUGCAUCUGCCACCUGGAGCUACUAUUGACGAUGCUCGUGCUGCCGGUGUUAUCCCAGGUCCAGUUAAUGUAGGCCCCACAGUACAUUUAUCCGAAUCUGUUGGCAUACAUGAUUAUGAUAAAUUAGAUUUGGGUGUGGUUGAUAGUGGAAGUGUUUUGCUUACAACAGGUGGCCGAAGACGUAAUGGCCGUCGAGGCGGCAGACGUCGUGGACGAGGUCGCGGUCGUGGUGGUCGCAGAAGGAGGCCGACAACAACGACAACAACUACAACUACAACCCCUGCUCCGAAGAAAUCUAGUGGUGGUGGUGGAAUAACAAUUAUUAAAACAACCCGCCCUAAUCCAUUAGCCGCUAUAGGGAACGCCUUACGAUCUGCGUUGAACAUUGGCAAUGGGGGCGGUGGACUUUUUGGCUCUUUGAUUAGGUCUGCUGUCGGUGUUCGGCAAGGGUUCAGGCCUCUUCCUGGAAGAACUAUAAGAAUACAACCAGCUGGUAUGCCGUUGUUUGGUGGUCUGUUUGGGUGAACACCUUUACUGGUAGAACACCGGUGAUUUAUAUUAUUGGAUAUAUAUAAGGGGAUUUGUCCUCCCUUUUAAGUUAUUUGUUCACGGAAAAAGUCGACUUUGACAGGUGUCUACAUCAUACUCGGACUUUAGUGAUUGCUAGUUCAUUUGUCAUAAAGUGACAUUUUAAUAUGCGUACCAAUAUAAAUGUCCGCAUGUUUAAUCAAUAACAAAUUUAUACAGAAACAAAAAUGUUCAUUCUUUUGCAGUAAAGUAAUUUCACAGUUGGAUUCGAUUGUAAAGAUCAUUUAGUUACGGCUUUUCAUACGUGCGAUACACGAUAUUCAGAGAAAUCCAAUUUGAGUAUAUAAAAUAUUAGACUAAGUAUGUUUUCUUAUAUGAAUUUAUUUGUAAAUAGAGAGCACGUAUUUUUCCAUCGAUA
Messenger RNA from Ruditapes philippinarum (Manila clam), 1913 nucleotides. RefSeq lists its product as uncharacterized. The record is from RefSeq and is a predicted model, not a curated record. NCBI's taxonomy places the organism in Eukaryota, Metazoa, Mollusca, Bivalvia, Venerida, Veneridae. The coding region runs from base 182 to 1492 and encodes 436 amino acids. The transcript has 2 exons.